UCAAGGGCAAACUUCGUUGGAAACUUUGGCAAGUGACAUGAAAAAAACCAUUCCGAUCAGUACGAUACCCUCCGGGUCAUCAAUAGGCCGGAGACUUCAUGCAUCGAACUUCUUUUUUCUCAACAGUCAUAUUAAACAUACAAAAUCACCAUCACGGCCCCUGACUUUCUGUUCACCUGAAAUCAGGAGAAACAAACCAUAUAUUGCCUCACAGGCCGGAGAUAGGACAAGAAAAAUGAGCCGUGUUCCUAUCGAGCCCCAACGGGUUGACGCCCCUUUAACACAAUCAGCGACAUUCCUCGUCGUAUCCAUUGUAAAAACGUCCAGCGAGUCGCAAAGUUUCUCGCCGGAUGCAAUCAAAACAAUACGCUCUGCCCUCGCAAGCUUAGAUGAUCUUGCAAAGAAUGUAGCGAGUAAGCAUCACCGAAUCCCUUGAAAUCAUUCGGGUUUCUUUCAAUUAGAGAGUAUGAAGUCGAUAACCAAUUGCUUCUUUCAGUUCGAGAUCUCAACGCUUCGUUUGCAUGCACUGUUGGAAUAGGAGCCUUGGCAUGGGAUAGUGUAACUCGUCUUCCACGCCCCUCCGAACUGCACAUAUUCUCAGAAGUGAAGGGAGCCGUUCAUACCGCUCCUUCCACACCUGGUGAUCUCUUCUUUCAUAUUCGUUCCGAACGUCGCGAUCUCUGCUUCGAGUUUGAGAGACAGCUAUUAUCUCUCCUCGGUUCCUCCAUAUCGGUCGUUGACGAGACGGUAGGAUUCCGCUACUUUGAUGUCAGGGACUUGCUAGGUUUCGUGGAUGGUACGGCCAAUCCUGUUGGACCAGCCGUUCCAGACUCGGUACUUGUUACCCAAGAAGAUAUCGGAGUAAGCUCUACAGAUUCUGCCUCAGUUUCGGCUGUGGGAGGAAGUUAUAUUGUUUUACAAAAGUAUUUGCAUGAUAUGAAUGCUUGGAGGGCAUUGAAAACAGAGCAGCAAGAAUCGAUCAUUGGCCGCACGAAACUUGACAAUGAGGAAUUGGAUGAUGCACCUGAGGGUCGACAGCUUUCACAUAAGAGCUUGGCAACUAUUGAGGAUGAUUCUGGCGAGUACGACAUACUGAGAGAUAAUAUGCCUUUUGGUUCGCCUGGACAAGGAGAAUAUGGCACGUAUUUCAUCGGCUAUUCAAGGAGGUUAUGGGUCAUCGAGAAAAUGCUUAGGCGAAUGUUUGUAGGCGUUCCAGAGGGAAAGCAUGAUCGAUUACUGGAUUUCUCAACGCCAGUAACAGGGUCCACCUUCUUUGCCCCGAGCGCCAGUCUGCUUGCUAGUCUUGGAGAUGAUUGA
This is a messenger RNA of Hymenoscyphus albidus, 1317 nucleotides long. Lineage: Eukaryota; Fungi; Ascomycota; Leotiomycetes; Helotiales; Helotiaceae. The record is from the annotation of a GenBank genome assembly.